AUGGGAAGAUGUUAAUAUAUAUUUGGAAUACAAGAAGGCUGUAAUGACCGUGCCGAAAAUUACAAAAGCACGAAGAAAUAAUCCGAGAAUUCAUGCUACAAUUCCUGAAGUUAUAAUGAGGAGUCCAAGUAUACCUGUCAACCUAAGGGAAUAUGAUAAAGGUCUUCAUAUAGCAGGUCCAUCUACGUUUCAGGUUACUUCUGAGAACUUUCUACAUGCAGAAUGUACAAAACAAUUCAAUAAAGAAAAUUUAAGCAUCGAGAAACAAGCUCAUUGUAAGGCCAGAUCCAUGGUGGUCCAUCUUCAUACUGAUGAAGGAGAGGUAAAACCCAGUGCAGUUUUAACAAAAUAUUGUUCAGGAUCGUGUAAAAUGGGACGAGUAUGCAAAGCAACACAAACAGCAAAUAAGACAAUAUCAGUUCAAAUACUGUGGUACUCGGGCAAAGAGUCAAUGUGCAGAACAGUUCUUAUACCCGAAGACAGAAAAUGUAAAUGCGUGUGUUCGCAGAAUAAGUCCAGUUGUACUGCACAACAAAAGUUCAAUAAGAAAAUUUGUCAGUGUGAAUGUCAAAAUCAGAAUGAACGUCUACAUUGUGAAAAGAAAGCUAACAAGACGGGUCUUCAUGAAUGGGAUGAUCAAACUUGCAGUUGCGUCUGUCGGGAAGAGAAGCCAUGCUCAACCGGCACUUCUUGGGACAAAAAGAUAUGCGCGUGUUCUAAGCGUGGGUCAUAAAAAAUCCGAAACUCCAAAAGAACAUUUACAACAAAGCAACUGUAACUUAUUACCAAAGAAAGAAAAGUUAUUUCUUAUAAGCAAAUGUUACUACUAAAUAAAGUAUUCAUGCGUAUUUUGUUAUGUAUAAAUGUAUUCCCAUGUAACACUUUUUUAUAUUUUGUUAUUAAAUAAAUGUGCUUUU
Molecule: messenger RNA, 917 nt
Organism: Sitophilus oryzae (rice weevil)
Lineage: Eukaryota; Metazoa; Arthropoda; Insecta; Coleoptera; Curculionidae
Product: balbiani ring protein 3-like
Exons: 7
Coding region: 44-733 (229 amino acids)
Cellular component (GO): membrane
Molecular function (GO): growth factor activity
Source: RefSeq, a predicted model, not a curated record